Messenger RNA from Oncorhynchus keta (chum salmon), 5296 nucleotides. RefSeq names its product guanine nucleotide exchange factor DBS-like. The transcript has 26 exons. Gene Ontology annotation, cellular component: cytoplasm; extrinsic component of membrane. Bases 26 to 3460 code for a protein of 1144 amino acids. The record is from RefSeq and is a predicted model, not a curated record. Gene Ontology annotation, molecular function: guanyl-nucleotide exchange factor activity; protein binding. Gene Ontology annotation, biological process: intracellular signal transduction; positive regulation of Rho protein signal transduction. NCBI's taxonomy places the organism in Eukaryota, Metazoa, Chordata, Actinopteri, Salmoniformes, Salmonidae.
UGUCUCUUAUCUUCCAGAUGACAUCAUGCAGCAGGAGAGUGAUCGUCUGUUUGCUGCAGACAUCGAUCCUGACCUCAGGAAACGGUUUGCUUUCCUCUCAGGGGGUCGAGCUGAGAACGGCAGUCCCAUCAUCGUGUUCCCAGAAUUCCCUGCUUUUGACGAGCUCCAGGAGGAAGAGUUCCACAACGUGCUGACCUACCUGACCAGUGUGCCCAGUGUGACAGCGUCUGGAGUGGGCUUCAUCCUGGUCAUCGACCGCCGCCAGGACAGAUGGACCGCCGUCAAGGGGACCCUGCUACGCAUUGCAGGCUCAUUCCCAGUGCAUUUACAGCUGGUUCUGGUCUUGCGGCCCUCCACCUUAUUCCAGCGGACGCUCUCCGACAUCUUCUUCAAGUUCAACAGGGAUGAGUUCAAGAUGAAGGUGCCGGUGGUGAUGCUGAGCUCUGUGACUGAGCUCCAUGCCUACAUCGACCGGACUCAGCUGCCCCAGGAGCUGGGAGGAACCCAGGAUUACUGCCAUGAUACCUGGAUCUCACACCGCACCGCUAUCGAGGCCUUUGCUCUGAUGGUGAAGACCACGGCUCAGACCCUGCAGUCGUUUGGGACGGAGCUGGCCGAGACCGAGCUACCCAACGACGCCCAGGCCACGUCCAACCUGCUGGCCACACACACCGAGAAGAAGGGACAGAUGAAGGAGGACCUGUGUGUGGCCCUGGGCCAGGGGGGCCGGCUCCUGGAGAGCAUCAACGAGCCCCUGCAGAGAGAACCCGACUAUACAAUGAACCAGGACGAGCUGGAAAACCUGGCCACCGUGCAGAGACUGCUGGGCCAGCUGGAUGAGACAGAGACAGCGUUUGAUGAUUUCUGGGAGAGACACCAGACCAAGCUGGAACAGUGUCUGCAGCUCCGCCAUUUUGAAUACUACUUCCGUGAGGUGCGUGCCCAGCUGGAUGUGGUGUCAGAGCGGGUAGAGGCGUUCUCGGAGGUUGGCAUCAGUCCCGCCCAUGCAGAACACAUCCUACGAGAACUCAACAGCCAGGAGGAGAAAGCCUGCGAUGUGUUGGACUGGGCUCUGUCCCUGGCCGCUGAGGGGGAUGGGCUGAUUGAGAGUGCUCACUAUGCUGAGGACUCCAUCCUGCCUAAGUGCAGUGAGCUGAGGGCCGUGUGUGAUGAGGUCACCUCCUUCCUCAAGACAAAGAAGGUCCUCCUCCUGAGGGCCAUGGAGCUGCACCACUGUCUGGAGAAGGCAUCGAGGUGGUGUGAGGAAGGGAUCUACCUCCUUGCCUCCCAGCCUGUAGAUAGAUGUCAGUCUCAGGACGGGGCGGAGGCCGCACUGCAGGAGCUGGAGAAGUACCUGGACACGGCCGCCCAACACCAGAUCACCGACCUCAACGCCAUCUGGAGGGACUAUGACUCCAUCCUCAAUCCAGAGCUCAGGGAGCAGGUAGAGAAGGUGUUUCAAAAGCAGGUGUCCAUGCAGGAGAUGUUUGAGAAGAGGAGGGUCAGUCUGAAGAAGCUGGCAGCCAAACAGACACGGCCCGUCCAACCAGUGGCUCCCAGGCCUGAAGCCAUCAUCAAGUUCCCCAUGUCCCCUCCUGCUCACAGGAGUCAAGAGACGAGGAAUGCAGAGGACAACAUCUUGAACGUAGAACACUGCAGAAUAGUGGAGGUCCAGGUGCAGAACGGCGGCAGCAGACACGGCUCUCUGUCUGAGGAGGAGGAGAACCUGGCUGUGCUCCGACGACAUGUAAUGAACGAGCUGUUGGAGACUGAGAGGGCGUAUGUAGAGGAGCUACUCUGUGUACUGCAGGGUUAUGCUGCAGAGAUGGACAACCCAGCCAUGGCUCACCUCCUCCCCAGUGCGCUGCUCAACAGGAAGGAUGUCCUGUUUGGCAACAUGCCAGAGAUCUACCAGUUCCACAAGAGGACAUUCCUCAGGGAGCUGGAGACCUACACAGACGUCCCUGAGCUGGUGGGACGCUGUUUCCUGGAGAGAAUGGGCGACCUGCAGAUCUAUGAGAAGUACUGUCAGAACAAACCUCGCUCCGAGAGCUUGUGGAGACAGUGCUCCGACUGCGCCUUCUUCCAGGAGUGCCAGAGAAAGUUGGAACACAAACUGGGGUUGGACUCGUACCUCCUCAAGCCAGUCCAGAGGAUAACCAAAUACCAGCUGAUACUGAAGGAGUUACUGAAGUACAGUAAGGGCUGUGAGGGUUCAGAGGACCUGCAGGAGGCGCUGUCCUCCAUCCUGGGGAUCCUGAAGGCCGUCAACGACUCCAUGCACCUCAUCGCCAUCACAGGAUAUGAGGGGAGCCUGACGGAGUUGGGCAGGCUGCUGAUGCAGGGGUCCUUCAGCGUGUGGACGGAACACAAGAAAGGUCACGCUAAGGUCAAGGACCUGGCCCGCUUCAAGCCCAUGCAGAGACACCUGUUCCUGCAUGAAAAAGCCCUGCUCUUCUGUAAGAGACGGGAGGAGAAUGGGGAAGGUUACGAGAAAGCCCCGUCCUACAGCUUUAAACACUCCCUCAACAUGAGUGCGGUGGGCAUCACAGAGAGCGCCAAGGGUGACAACAAGAAGUUUGAGAUCUGGUGUAAUUCCAGAGAGGAGGUGUUUAUCGUCCAGGCUGCGACACCUGAGAUCAAAACAUCUUGGUUGAACGAGAUCAGGAAGGUUCUGACUGGCCAGCUGAAGGCUUGCAGGGAAUCUAGUCAAAAGAAGGCGUCAGACACAAUGUCUCCCAGUCCAACCAGCAACAGCCCACCUAUCUGUCUCAGUCCAUUUAGGAACUGUCAGAAGAGCGUGAAGAAGGGAGAAGAGAAGAAGACAGAUGCUGUCAACUCUGACCCCAACUCCCCCUCCUCCCCAAAACACAAAGAGGAGACCGUCACCAGUCCCACCACUGACAGGGCAUCAGUGGCUAAAAAGCGUUUUACCCUUCAAGGCUUCAGCAAUCUGAAGAGUCAGAAAGGAUCCCCCCUUAGCCCUGACCAUAAGGCCAAAAGCCACGAGAUUAAGAGUGACCCAACUCCCUUUGGGUGUAGAGGUUGGAACAAGGCCUCUUUCUCAAUGGACGUGCCAGAAGUGCAUGAUGGGUACUCCAGCGCCGAGGACCCCAUGAACUCUGACCCUGAGGAUGAGGGAGGCAGGAAGCUGGCUGUCGGCGACAGGUUCACAGUGGUGGCGGACUAUGAGAAGGAGAAAGGAGGGCCUCAGGACCUGUCAGUAAAGAGUGGAGACAUGGUGCAGCUCAUUAAAGAGGGAGAUGACGGACAGUGGUUUGUUAGAAACUUGGGGAGCAACAAAGAUGGCUGGGUAGCAGCAGCCAACCUUCUCACCCUCAUCACAGAGUCCAAGUCCUCGCAGUCCCUCUGCAGCUCAGAGGGCAGUGUAACUGGCAACCUCAACACCUCCUCCAGCUGCAGUGAAACCUACACAAGUUUCUCUGACAUCAAGCCCUAAAGUCCCGCCUCCUCUAAGCCCUGAGACACAGCUACAGCGCCACCCAAUGGUUGGCUGUUCAAAUGACACGUGCACUUUUCCCCUCUACUACUGUUCAAAUCAAAUCAAAUACAACUGGUGUAGCCUUUACAGUGAAAUGCUUGCACACGUUAGUUUACAUUACAGUCCAUAGAUACUUCACUCUCAUACUGAAGUGGAGGCUGCCUGGAAUGUAGCCGAAAGCAGUCUAAUAGCUGCUUAUCUGUCAAUGUGAAGGGAAGGUAAUGAAGGACUGCUUUCCUCUGGACAUACUCUACUCUCAGGGAUAAGAGGUAGUGUCCUAGUCUUUUACUGUGAUUGAGGGCUAGCACACAUUGAGAACAGGAAGUUUAGGCCUUUCCCCUACCUGUUUGACAGAGAUGAACAAGGAAGGACACACCCGCUCCAUUCACACACACAGGCAGGCUUUGUUAGACUAGCGCGGUCCCGCUCCUCCCACUCCAACAAGGUGACAGUGAUAUGGAGCCAGGAGCUCCUCUACUGAACUCAACACUUCAACAGACAAACAAACAGACGCCUCAGUCUCUCUCCUGUGGACUCUGGUAACCAGUUGUGUCAUAAUGUUUCUAUGUGUCAGGCAGUCAACCUCCUCAGUAUGUCCUCAGUCCUCUCCUGAGUGACUUUAAAAAUACAUUAUGGAUUUAUAUUCCAUAUGUUUCUUCUGGAUCCCUCAAGACAAAACUAAACUGUAAAAGUGUCGAGACAAUCACAAAUUAGAAUGGAAUUGUCAUUAAAUACUUUUUGAGUUUGGUCAACUGUGUAUAUCUAUGGGCUUUGUCCAGAGGCCCUCCAGUACAUUUCCAGUCCCUCUCCCUCCCUGUUUCUCCUUCCUCCACCUGUGCUGUCUGAGCUAUUAGUGAACUCUUGGCUUUGUUCCCAGUGAUCUGAGAGAGCUGGGCUUUAAACUACCAGGUGUUCCUUUAGGCAGGGGCGAUAUUACAGGACGGUCAGAUAUCAUAGAUACUUCAACAAUAACAGUGCUCAGGAUGUUCUUCUGAAUCAUUUUCUCUUGGCUCAAAGUCCAAUCCUAUACACUACACAGAAAUCCCCUGAAGAUUGAGAUUCCCGUAAAGAGAUUCAUGUCAGGUCGAUUGAUGUUGAAAUAACUGUGUACUGUACCAGAGACUAUAAACUUAAAAGGAAUUAUUUGUAUGUGUUAAUCAAUGUGUAUAAGUUCAUUUAUUUGAGAAAGAUGUGUACAGAUAUAAUUAUCCUAUACCUUGUAUUUUUCAUUGAAUAUGUGUAUGUUGUGUAUGAAGACCAUGGAUAUGUUUUCGUGGGCCUAAGUAUAUCAAAGAUAUUUUAUUAAUUGGUUGGCAGGGCAUGUUUCCAUUGUAAUUUCUUAAAACUCCUGAGAUGACAUAUAUUAAUAGAAAUAUAAUUUUCCUCAUUUGAGAAUGCAGUCUGUACACUGAAAACCGAAGAUGGACUAUACCGUCCUGUGCUGAAAGUUCAACUCGGAAUGAUGGUUGUCUCAAAUUUCAACACGCACAAUAAAAGGUUUUAAACUGUUCUGGUUAUAACCGUUUUAGUUAUAACUGUUUUUAUAACUUAUUGUUCUACUGUAUAUCUUUUUCGAGUUGCACCCAGUGAGAUUACAAUGUUGUUCCUGUGUGUCACAUUGUUAUGCAGCACAUUGCCGCAUUAUUUUGUUCUUUAUUUUCCUACGGUAACAAUUAUUGAUACAGAUGUUAUAUAAUUAAUGAUAUGCAUUCAUAUCUGUGUAUAUGUGUAAAUAUGUAUCUCUGAUGUGUAUUAUUAAAGCCGCUGAAUAAAGACAAACAUUCUUUGCUUUAA